Molecule: messenger RNA, 3886 nt
Organism: Nomia melanderi (Alkali bee)
Lineage: Eukaryota; Metazoa; Arthropoda; Insecta; Hymenoptera; Halictidae
Product: glutamyl aminopeptidase
Biological process (GO): peptide catabolic process; proteolysis
Cellular component (GO): membrane; cytoplasm
Molecular function (GO): zinc ion binding; peptide binding; metalloaminopeptidase activity
Source: RefSeq, a predicted model, not a curated record
CGGAGAAUGGCGUUCCGAUCGAACUGGAUUCGGUGAUAGUGUUUCGAAGAGAGCGGUUUCUUUGUUUCCGGAUCUCAGCGAAUCGUCCAGUUUUACCGAAGGCAACUAUCAUUCAAUUGCGCGAGUUAACUAUGGACAAAAGACAUCUCGCGACCGUAUAAAAUCGUAGUCAAAUUGAUUCAGCGCUGAGCGCCGUGUCAGUGUUGCGUGGAAACAUCGGUGGCGUUUUGUGGGCGCACGUUGCGCUAGACGCCGUGAAGUCAGGUGAAAUUUGCGUUUUCGUCUGUGGUUCAUGCGCACUGGAUGGAGACGAAGGUGACAAAACGAAAUUCUGGUGGCGCUGCGCAUCGCCGCGUUGCGUAUUCAUCACCAGGGACGCAAGUACACCGUGGAACUGGUCUGCUCUGGUUCACGUGCAGCGUCUGUUUCAUUUUAAGUCUAAUCUGCAUAUGCUUGGCUACGUUGUUGGUUCUCCUCGAUCAGAAAGUCGAAGCCGCCAGCUAUCAGUACUCUCACGCCAUCAUGAAUAAGGAACCGAUUGACGAGCUGACCUUCCGGCUGCCGCAAGGCAUCAAGCCGUUGCACUACGAUGUCUACCUGCAUCCGGACUUGGAAAAAGGCACCUUCCAAGGUAAAGUGACGAUUCUGAUCGAAGUCUUCGACAGCAGGAGUUACAUAGCCGUUCACCAGAAGGAUCUAAACAUCACCUCCACGAAUCUGAAGACCCACAACUGGGAGAAGAACUACGAGAUCGAGGUCCUGAACACUAUAGAAAUGCCAAAGAAUGAGAUGUUCGUGGUAUCCACGAAAGACGAGCUUGAAUUGGGACUGUAUAACUUGACUUUCGAGUUUAAUGGCGCACUGCAACCGGAUAAGAUCGUUGGAUUUUAUUCGAGUAAAUACAAGGACGCGCAGAACCGUACUAGGUAUAUCGCUACCUCUAAGUUCGAGCCAACUUACGCUAGAAGAGCAUUCCCGUGUUUCGAUGAACCAGCAUUCAAAGCUGAGUUCACGGUGAAGCUUGUUCAUCCUACUGGCGACUGCUACAGUGCCUUAUCUAAUAUGAAUGUUAAGAGUACUGAAAUAAACGAACCGUCUCCCGGAUUGACGACAGUGACUUUCGCGAAGAGCGUGCCAAUGUCUACGUACCUAUCGUGCUUCAUAGUCAGCGACUUCGUCGCCGUUUCUAGCAUGGUAAAGAACCAUGAUGGCCGCGAAUUUCCGGUCAGCGUGUACACCACGGCUGCUCAAAAAGAAAAGGGUACUUUUCCCCUUGAAAUAGCUGUGAAGGUGAUCCAGUACUACAUCAGUCUCUUCCAUAUUGGUUAUCCGUUGCCAAAGCUUGAUAUGGCAGCUAUUCCUGAUUUUGUAUCCGGUGCAAUGGAGAACUGGGGGCUAAUUACUUACAGGGAAGCAAGACUAUUGUACGAUAGUAAGACCAGUUCCACUGCAAACACGUAUGAUAUUGUCAGCGUGAUCAGUCAUGAACUCGCACAUAUGUGGUUCGGAAAUUUAGUUACUAUGUCCUGGUGGCACGACCUGUGGCUCAACGAAGGUUUUGCGUCCUUCAUGCAGUAUAAAAGCGCUAAUGCAGUUCUUCCAGACUGGGGAUGGAUGGAAUUGUUCCUAAUCGAACAAAUGCACACUGUUUUCGUAACUGAUUCGAAAUUGAGUUCCCACCCGAUAGUUCAGACUGUCAAUAACCCUGAUGAAAUCACUGCCAUUUUCGACGAUAUAUCGUACAAAAAGGGAUCGUCACUAAUUCGAAUGAUGGAGCACUUCAUUAAAGCCGACGCCUUCUACUUCGGAAUCUACAGGUACCUAGACAAAUUUACAUAUGGCAACGCAGAAACAGCAGAUCUGUUCAAAAUUCUCGAAAAUGUCUCUCCGGUUCGUUUGAACGUUACCGAAAUCAUGGAUACAUGGACCAGGCAAAUGGGUUUCCCAGUGGUUAACGUAAAGAAAUCCGAAAACAAGUACAUCCUAACUCAGAAACGGUUCCUGGCUGAUCCUGACGCUGAAUUUGACUCGUCAGAUUCCGAAUACGGUUACAAAUGGACUAUCCCCAUUACCUACAUCACAAAUAAAACGUCCGAGCCAACUCUCGUGUGGUUCGACAAAAACGCAACUGAGUUAGUAAUCGAAUUAAACGACACAAUCGACUGGAUCAAAUUCAACGCGGAGGAAGUUGGUUAUUACCGCGUUAAUUAUGAACCGUCCGAAUGGGAAACUAUUAACCAUCUUCUCAAAUAUUACCACAAAAGAUUAUCAGUAUCGGAUAGAGCCCAUCUUCUUGAGGAUGCAUUCAGUUUAGCAGCUGCUCAAGAACUUGAUUACGGUGUUCCUAUGAACAUGACAGCGUAUCUUUCUCAAGAACACCAUGCGGUUCCUUGGAAAGUAGCUGAAUCAAAACUGACAGCUAUUGACACUCUGCUAUCGUCGACUAACUUAUCAUCGAAAUUCAAAAGAUACGUAAGAGACUUAGUAGACAGCGUCUAUCAUGAAGUAGCUUGGCAAGUGGAACCAACCGAGGAUCGUAUCACUCUGAGACUUAGAACGUCCGUUCUUGGGCUAGCUUGUUCCGUGGGACACGAAGAGUGUCUCGAAGACGCUGGCCAGAUAUUCACGAAGUGGAUACAAGAUCCAAAAGACAUUCGCCCUCAUCCCGACAUCCGUGCGCUAGUUUACUAUUACGGAAUGCAUAAUAUUGGCGAUGAAGCGUCUUGGAAAAUUAUGUUUGAUCGAUUCGUCGCUGAAACGGACUCGACUGAGAAACUAAAGCUGAUGAGAGGAUUGGCAGGAAUAAGGUCUACUUGGAUCUUGAAUAAAUUCAUCACGACAGCUACCGAUGAGAAUUAUGUUCGAUCUCAGGACUUCUUUGGUUGUCUGUCUGCUAUUUCAGGGAAUCCAGUUGGAACUCCUUUGGUGUGGGAUUGGGUACGAUCUAAUUGGGAGUUUCUCGUGAAUAGAUACACUUUGAAUGAUAGAAACCUUGGCGCUUUAAUCCCUGGAAUUACUAAGACCUUCGCUACAGAGACGAAAUUAAAUGAGAUGAAGGAAUUCUUUGCAAAGUAUCCAGAAGCGGGCGCUGGAGCAAGGAACCGUGCUAAGGCGCUUGAGACAAUUUCGAACAACAUGAAGUGGCUCGCUAAAAACACUGAUAGAUUGGAGGAUUGGUUGAAUAAUCACGUGAAAAGUAAUUGAGCGUGACGUACGCGUGAAACGUUGAUGAUUUACGCCAAAGAACAAUUCCUUUGGAAGGAUUUGAAGAACGGGCGAACGGAUCGUGUAUAUAAAUAAAAUAAUACUCGAUGAUUCUGAAUUAUUGUCGGGAAUGUUUGUUGUAAUUGUUUUAAUGUGUGGUUGUCAAGGGUUGUCACUUUGGAUAGCUACAGUGAUUAAAAAUUUCAGUCAUUAAACAUUUUUUGAAUUUAUGUUCUUUAGAAUUAUUCUUUGUAACAAUAUCUUAUAUUCCGAGACAAUAAUUUAGAAUCACUUGAUAUUGUAAGAGUUUUGAAUGGAAGACCAGUGUCGAAGAAACGGGGACAACGAAUCCGUGGGACUGAAGUUGUUUAUUUGCAAUACUGUUAAAAAAUCAAAAGGCCAUACUUAUAAAUAUUCAUAACUGUUGAUAUUCUCUACAUCGAAAUUUCUUUAUAAUAAGAUGUCUGUCGUAACAUCUACAGUUUUACAUUUUACUGGGAGAAAAAGAAUUCAGAAGAAUUUGUUCUUCAAGCGUUUACCGUUUUAUUCAAAUGUCGAACACGAAAACCGAUCAGGGUCCACCGAAUGCAUUUAGCUUGUGAAUACAUUACCUCGUCUGUUUUGUAUGAAACGUAAGAUUAUAUGUCUUCAGCUUAUGUUAAAUACAUUUUUUUAUGAAACA